Molecule: messenger RNA, 756 nt
Organism: Chenopodium quinoa (quinoa)
Lineage: Eukaryota; Viridiplantae; Streptophyta; Magnoliopsida; Caryophyllales; Amaranthaceae
Exons: 2
Coding region: 1-756 (251 amino acids)
Source: RefSeq, a predicted model, not a curated record
AUGAACGACGACAACGAUCGUACACCAGAGGCAUCGUCGGAAGAAUCUGAUUCGGAGUUUGAAGAAGGCGGUGACAGUGUGAAUUAUAGUGCGAAUUUUGUCACAGACACGUUUUUUCCAACGUUUGAUGAUGCAGUUAAAUGGGCGGAUGUUGUUGCCAUAAAUCUGGGAUUUAUUUUGGUCAAAUCGUCUUACAACAAAACCAGAGAUGGUCGACCGUAUCGAUAUUUGAGAUGUGAUCGGGGACGUAGGAGCAAGCCGAGAGAUCUUGAGAACGCAAUUCGGAAGGACACAAAAACCAAAGCCAAUGGUUGUCCUUUCUACAUCAAGAUAUAUUACGAGUUCAUCACCGAUAGUUGGAAGAUUCGGGCAAAAAAUGAUGCAACUGGGACCCAUAACCAUCCAAUGAUUGUGUAUCAGGAGGGGCAUCGUAAAAUUAGUGGGUUGAGCCCGGAUGCGAAGAAGGUUGUGCGUGACAUGACGAAGUCUAAGGUUGCACCGCGUAACAUCAUGGCGACUAUUGCAGAGCAAUUUCCUGAUGAUCAUCCAAACAUCAGACACAUCUACAACUGCUGGAAUGACUUGAGAACGGAGAUGUCUGAUGGGAGAGGAGUUAUUCAGCAAUUUCUACAUUUGGCGAGACAGAGUCAGUAUCUUUACUGGGUCAUGUCUGAUGAUCUAGGCGUUUUACAACAUGCCUUUAUGGUGCACCCAGUCACGGUAGACAUACUACAGACGUACCCAGGCCACAUGUGA